UGCCUGCCCCUCUCACUCCUUCUUACUUUAGGGGACUAGACUGUCUCGCUCCCACCCCACCCCAGGCGCAGGUUCCUGCAGGCGGGCUGGGUGGGUCUCCAGGUUUCCAGAGGGCCGGUUGCGUAGCAGGGAGAAAAUUCAAGACGUUACAUCCCACUCCUCCCGUUUUAAAUACUGAUUCAGCUCGAAGCUAGGCUGAAGGGUGAGUGGGGAUGUUUAAGGGUGAGGGUGAGCUUCGUCAUGUGGAAAACGAGGCAUCUGACAGCUUGUGGCCACCACCCCCGGCCCCGGGCGGAAUGCGGGCUGGGUGGUCCGACAGGGGUGGCGUCCCACGAGGUGGGAGCCGGCACCGGGUCCCGGAGUGCGCGAGGGUCCAAAGCCCUAGUCGCCGGGGACUGCCUGGCCGGGAGGCGGCGGCCACGUGAGGGUGGUCUGGGUGGUCUGUGGAAGCGCUGGAGCCCAGAGAUGGGUGUGAAGUGCGUAGCACAGUCGUGCCGGGGGCGGACACGAAACACCCGUGGGCGGGGGACGCGCGGAGGAGCGGAGACUCGCGCGGGCCCGACCCCGCAGCCGUGGCGACGGUUUUAUUCCGAGCGGCGGCCGGAGCCGGGCGCCUUCCCCGCUGGGCCUGCGUCCCGGGCGCGGGUGGGUGCGCACUUCACAGCCCUCUCCUGGGAGACCGUUUCCGGGCGGGGUCCCUGGCCCCGAGCGAGGGCUGUAAACAGGGUGGCGCCCUCUGCCCCCCCGCCCCCGGCCUGCCGGGGCGCGCGGCCGGCGGCGCCCGGAGCGGCGGAGGCGCGGCCGCGGCGCUGGGCAGUGGCGGCGGGGGCGCGCCCGCUCCCCGCCGCCCCCGCGCGCCCCCGCCGCCCGGCCGGCCGGCCUCUUCUGUUUUUGUUUUGA
This is a messenger RNA of Lontra canadensis (Northern American river otter), 900 nucleotides long. RefSeq names its product atherin-like. The record is from RefSeq and is a predicted model, not a curated record. Lineage: Eukaryota; Metazoa; Chordata; Mammalia; Carnivora; Mustelidae. Bases 241 to 900 code for a protein of 219 amino acids. The transcript is spliced from 2 exons.